This is a messenger RNA of Chara braunii, 1136 nucleotides long. The record is from the annotation of a GenBank genome assembly. Lineage: Eukaryota; Viridiplantae; Streptophyta; Charophyceae; Charales; Characeae.
UUCGCAAAGAUUUGGGCUGAGAGACUUCUCAGUGCGGUCGUUUUUCCUACUCGAUGAUGGGUUGGAAGUUCCGCCACCUGGCAGGGGGGGGGGAAGUCUCGUUUCUAGCAGGCAGAGCUGACAACCUUGUAGGGAACUUGCUCCGGUGUCCACAUGCAACCCUUGCGACUUGGAGGAGACUGCAUAAGGCUGACACUGACUUCCUGCCGGACAUUCUAGAGAGGGUGCAACAUGCGGUGGAGGAGAAUCCCUGCAAUGACGAUGAUGCCCCUACAGUGGAGGAUAUUGUAGGCGGAGGAGGGGGAGGAGGCCCCGUCGGUGGGGAGGGUGAGGAGGUGGCUAGUGGGCAUCCUCUCGGUGGAGGACAUGUGGAGACGAGCAUCGUGAGGUAUGCGAAGAGCCCAUGGCAGAAGGAUAUUGAUGACUCUUGCUGUGAGUUCUUCGUGGAGAACGUCAUCCCAUUCAAAGUCGCCAAAAGCAGGAGCUUCAAAAAGUUCACUUUGGCGUGUUAUGGGCCACAGCCAUCGGCGAGCCACCCUCUUCGGCUCAAGGUCUGCGCGAAGGUCAUCACGCGUAUCGUGAACGGACUCGCCUGGGAGAACAUGGUGUGGCGAGGGGAUGUCAGGGAGAAGGUCUUCUUCGUGGAAGAGACUGUUCUUGACAAGGCCUUUUGGGAUGAUGUCAAGAAGUUGGCCACCCUGAUGAAGGGCCCUUACAAUGUUCUGCGAGAGGUGGACAAGGAUGUCCACUGCCUGUCGCACAUCUACGACAUGGCCUGUCAGUUGCCGGUCUUCGUUCAUGCAGCCCUCGUCACUGACGAGGAGCGAGAUGAGAUCUUGACGGCGAUGGCGAAUAGGACUGACAUGCUGCUCAGCCCCAUUCAUGGUGUGGCCCGGUUGCUAGAUCCUGUCUUGAGGGACAUCGCUGUUUUCAGCAAUGUGGCGCUGAUGACGCAGUUCAGGAGUGUUGUGGAUCGACUGAUCGGGAAGAGAGGGAGCAAGAGGUUCAGUGACUACAUGGAGCAUUUGUACGACUUCCAGUUCAGAACAGGGUAUUUGGCUUGUGUAAGUGUGAUGAUGUGAUCUUGUGUGUACAUGCUUUAGCUACACGGGGUCUAGCAGCAGCUGCAACAGCGG